UUGACUGCACUGAAUCUACGAUCUACUACGACUACGUCCCUGGUAAAUGUAGGUCGCGAUCUAAAAGAGAACUGUAGACGUGUCUUUUCUCUGCUAGUUUUUGUUUUAUUCAUGAGCAAAGAUCAUUGCUUCGGCUAGGAGAUUCCCCAAAUCUCACUAUCAUUAUUACAUAGGUUGAGAAUGAAGUUCAACGAGUACAUCGUACUUUUGAGCGCCAGUAUGUGGGCGGGAGCGUUUCUUCAGCUUGUCGAAGCGGGGAAGCAGUCGGCGGGGAAAUCAGGGGGAGACGGUGGCUCGAGGGAUGAUUCAGAUGACCCUGAUCUAGCCAAGUAUCGUGAGCUGUUCAUCGAGCGACGAAGCCAGCACAUGCCUGCCCUCCAGAGUCUCUUUGAAUCGUAUGAUUUUGAGAAGCAACAUAAGAUGGUCUCUUUACUUCUAGAGAAGAUGGAACAGAUGCUGGUUCAAUCAAGACUAUUUUUGAACGAACAACAAUUUCUGGUAGGAGAUAAAUUUCCUACAGAUCAGACAGUGAAAGAUACAUUGUCGCUGAUUUUGGAGAACGUAGCUUUUGUUUGCGACAUUGUCCUCAGGUUACCGGACAUCACACACAAGAUACUCAAGAAGAAGAAAGAAUGGAGCUCUAUUCUCAAGUGGGCUUUCGAGUUUGCGCUGAGCACCGGUUACUAUGACAACUCGCACCAGACUCUGCUUCACCUGUCAUCACAAGAACUUAAUUUUGUUAAGAGGGACGAGAACUAUGUGAACCCAUACAGCAGAUUAAACAAUGAGGACAUGUUUGAUAUGCCUCCAACGCCCAAGAAGAAGGAAAAGAAGCAGAAAAAGAGAGGACCGAGGAUCAGUAAGAAGGAAUUGUAAACAUCAAGUUUGUCAGCUUAUCCACAAGAUCUAAAGGUCACACACAGUUCAUCAAUUGAAUUUAAUUGAUUUUAAUGGUUUAUUGGGAAUACUGAAAAUGGCAAUUUACAAUAAAAGCCCAUGAAAUACAAAGCGAUGUUAGAACAAUUAUUACAUAACGCUUGCGAGCAUACCUUGGACGGUAUCCUUGAUACCGUAAAUACAUUGAAUUAGGAGUUUCCAUAUUUUGAAGGUUUUAUAUUUUUUAAUGUGCUUGAUUAUAAUGAAUUUUGAAUUAUGGGUUGAAUGAAUCUAUUGACUAAUGGUCUUUCAGAUCAGUUCAUCAAGCCAUCUAAUAGAUAAAACUUGAGUUUAUCUGUAGAUUAAUAAAUCACCCACUAUAGGUAAUUGGUGUAUGUUAAGAAGAACAAACCUACUGAGUUUAACAAAGCUUUGCAACAUGGUUGUAGAGAUAUUUCUAUAUUGGGAUUUAAAAAUGUAAAAUAAAACUCGAGAAAGAAUAAAGAUGAUAUUGAACCAAAUGCAUUCCUUAUGAACUUAUAACAAACCAAUGAUUGUAAUUGCACAUAUGGGAAUUUCGUAUCAGAAGUUAUAACCCUUAUGAGCUUACAGUGAGGAACAAUAAUACCUGCCUAGAAUGCCAUGCUGUUUCACAUUCCCAGCUGUCUAGGGAGAAACAGAUAGAUUUAAUAUUGCAAUGGAUAUUGCACCAAUGCUGAGAUCAUCAUUCACUUUUAAUUUCAAAAUCGAAAGUGCCUAAACAUGUAUUUUGAUCACUGUCAUGAGUUUUGUUGUGCUUUGUCUGAUGUAAAUUACACAAAGUAUAGUUACAAAUUAUAUACUGUUCAAAGAAGUGGGUGUACUAAUGAUAUUUCAAAAUAAAAAGUCACAACAAGGUCUCAGUUAUAUGAAAACAAUGAAUUCAAAUAGUUUGCAUGUUUAAUACCAUGAGAUAAAUCUUAUUUGAUUUAUCUGUUUUUUGCAAAUCUGGAUCACCUGCAAGAUUCACAAAGUUCUUUGGCAUUUGAAAGUGUUAAUCUUUCUACAAAAACUAAACGAUAAAUCCAUGUACUCCUACGUUUUAUAUGAGAAGUUGAUGAAAAAUAUAAAAAUACUAUGUAUGCUUACAGUGACCAUCUAGCUCAUAUAGAGUACAUUUACAUUAGUGUUUAGAGCCAGGAGGGCAUUAAAUCUGUUUUAAAGUAUAUAACUUAACUCCCUCCCUUCUCCAAACAGAUAAAUAUUUAAUUGUUAUUUGCCCAUUCGUCAUAGAUAUGUACUGUAUGAUCAACAAGGACGAUUACUUAAAACAAUGCAGACUGUUGGCUAAGACUAAUCAGAGCGUGUUUUAUAAUGUAUCUGGGCUCUGUUUCAUAAAAAUGUUGCCAAUAACAAGUUACAAUAACUGUUAUAAACUACUGAAAAUCAUGGCAUCUGAUUAGCCGAGGGCAAAUUUGCCAUAGAAAUUUAGCAUUUGUUAUUGAUAACAAGUUUUAUGAAACUGGGCCCUGGACUUGAGCAAUGUUUGGCUGUAGGGAGUAAGUAAAUCAUGUGAAGUGCCUUAAUAUCUUUUUGUACUCUACACUUGAAUAAAACAUGGUAAAACAUAUGCAUGUUACAUUUGUAGCUCAUGAAAUUUGCAGAACUUUUAUAAAAGAAUUUUCUAUUAUUCCAUUAACAACUUUUGUCUUUUAUGUUGUGUGUAGUAUGUUUCUUAGUAAUGCCUAUUUGAUGCAAUCAGUGAAGGAUGCUAUUGUUACCUGUAUUCAAAUGCAUGAUUUGUUUUAGGAAAUCUGGAGGGCACGUUAAAUUCAUGAUCCCCCCUCUACUGAGUAAAAAAGUAACCCCCCCCCCCCCCCCUCGAUUAUGACCUUUAAAUGCACCAUCAUUAUAAAGGUUUCCAAACUACAGGGUUUUUUUGGUGAAAUUUUGUGAUAACACAACAACUACAAAAGUAUUCGAUAUACAUGUAUAUGAUUUUAAAAAUGUAAAAUUUAUCAUAAUGCUGGUACAUUUUUCAUGGUUACACAAUAUGCAUAUAAAGAAGAAGAGGAUCUUGAAAUGCCUUUUAGCAAAACCAUAAUGCUGUAUUAUAUACUGCUUUUUGUGGGAAAUUUUGUUUUUAUUACUUUUUGGCGAGAAUUCUUCAAGUUUAAAUCAAACAUCUAUUUGAGCCGGGGGGGGGGGGGGGGGGGGGGGGGGUCUAGUUGGUUAGCUGUGAUGUAUCUUUUUUUUGUCAGUAUUUUACGUUUUAUAGUUCCAUUUUUUUUUCUUUUACAAGCCAUUGUGGAGAAUAUUGAGUUAGUUUUAUUUAGGGCUUUUACAGUUUUUAGCAGAAUUUAAAAAAAAAAAGAUAUCAAACUUUGAAUGUGUGCCUUCAUCUUCAUAUGUGUACAUUCCUUCCAAUCAGUACUACUAUAUUACCUAGUAAAACUUACAAAGUUUGACGGUUAAAGAAUACUGUCUUUUCAGUUUUGAUUUCAUUUUUGUUUUCACUCUGUUAAAAGUUUGAUAGAUAGAUGAAGAAUUCCAUGUUUGUAAGAUUUUGAUAUAUUUGUCUAUAUUUGUACCAUUUUGUGAAUGGAAUUGUAAAUGAAUUGAAAAGAGAGAUCAUACUCUGGUUUGCUCCCAGUUGAGGGGUUGAGAGCACUCACUGCCUUGACGGAUUUGGAAAAUGAUUUUAGAGAAUCAUUUGGUGUAAAGUUGAUUCAAGAUCAAUCCAGACAUAUUUACGAUGCUCAUCAAAUGGUUUCUCUAGUGGAAAUAUAAUCAGCAAUGAAAUUUUUCUCUGAGAUUUAUCUAGAUAUUUAUGCAUUUCACUGAUUCAGGCUAAGAAAUUUGGCCCAUAUUCACACUUGUAAGUAAUCCCAGUUACAGUCGAAGUUUCUGGAGCGCCAGCUGUCCAUCUGUUCAGUUGGUACAAAAUAUCUGGAAUUGAAUUAUGAAUAAAAGAAUAAAUUGACUGAAGUCGGUAAAUUGAAAUGAUUAA
Strongylocentrotus purpuratus (purple sea urchin) is the source of this 3865-nucleotide messenger RNA. It is a transcript of the gene ccdc134, whose product is annotated as coiled-coil domain-containing protein 134. Bases 181 to 876 code for a protein of 231 amino acids. NCBI's taxonomy places the organism in Eukaryota, Metazoa, Echinodermata, Echinoidea, Camarodonta, Strongylocentrotidae. The transcript has 6 exons. The record is from RefSeq and is a predicted model, not a curated record.